GCUUUUUUCGGGCCACUCGUCGUCUAUUUAGAUUGAGUUGGCUUUUCUUCACAGCUCUGACUUGGUCGCCUUUGCCAUGGCUGGGCCGUUGCCCGAUGCUGCUGGCCAUCCUGGCCAUCGUCCUAGUCGAGGGCGUCGACCCCAGGUCGGGCAGGUGCAGUGUGCCGAUUCCAAAUGCCUUCAGCUGCAAAGACCUGGACGUUUGGCGAACAUUCUUGGAGCUCUUUCAAGCAAAUGCGCAGCAAGGCUUUCCGGUGGACGGCGAGCUCUUUGACAUCGCGGAUUGGCUCGUGGUGCAGUUCCAGACCAAGCCCUUCGAGGCUCACCCACCUGAAGGCUUCUUCAACUACCUCUGCGGUGGUUCAGAUGAGAAGUGGCCCCUGCCGAACCAGUUCUGCUUGAUGGGCUACGUGGCCGCGCUCUUCGUCCGUGCCCGGCACCUCAUGGCCAUGGGCGCCGCUGGCGAUGCGGAUGCCAUGACAUCGGCGAAUGCGGAUUUGUCCUACAUCGAGCCCAUCCUCGGGAAGGAGAUCAGCCUGGACUAUUUGGACUCCUCCCCCUGGCCCAUCAGCAUUCUGGACGUCUUCCUCAACAUCAACCAGACGGAGUUCAUGACCUAUGAGCAAUAUGCAGCCAAACAUCCUGUGCGAGCCCACGCUGUGCCUUUGGAAUCGAUUCAUUGGCAGCCACCGGGUGACAUCGUUCAAAGGCUCUCCGGUGCCGUUCCGGCGGAGAUGGCCGUUCCGGCGGAGAUCGCCGUGGCCGUGUUCGGGACCCACGCCACGCUGAGCCUCGAGCCGGUGGAUAUGCUGGGCCGAGCCCAGAGGAGGUUUAAGAUCAAGGCCACCUUCUUUGGCAUUGAGCCCCGGUGGUGCGAGCUCCUGGGACUGUGCGACCUGGGCGCCAGCGAGGUCACACAGCUGCUGCGGAAGGCCGAGGAGGACCCCUUCGCCUAUCCGUGGGAGAUGAUGUCGCAGCACCUGACGCAGGUGCCCCUGGCACGUUAUGCGCUGCUGCUCUGCACCGAGCCAGUGGCUGGCUGCCUGAUGUUGCGAAGGCUGAGCCUGCAGAUGGGGCAGCCCCUGCCCAUGCUGGGCUACUUUGGUGUGGCUUUGCUGAAUGGCUGCCCUCCCCAGGACGUGCCCACCUUUUGGCAGCACUGGGGCGAGCUCUUUGCGGAGUCUCCGAGCCGCGCGGUGCUGGCCACGAACAACUUGAUCUUGUCGGAGCAGCGCCUCGGACCCCGCGGUCCUUCAUCCAGAGGGCUCCAUCCGCCUCCGGGGUUCCGUCUGUGGUGGUGGAAGGAGGCGGGAACCGCCGAGUCGUUGGACACAUCGCCUGUUGAAGCACCAGAACCUGCCGCUGUCAAAAGCCAGCCUGUGGCAUUGAUGGUUUCUCUUCAACGAUCUUCUACCAGACUGGGCGUCGCCUGCCCUACGUGCGGGCGCAGGGGCUGUAUACUGAGGUGGUCUAUUCCCCGCAGCUGGUUGACCAGAUCCUCUUCUGGAGGUCUCCGCUCUUUGCCUAUGCCACCUUGCGCUGUGCCAUCGCUCGGUUCCUGGAAGGCCUUCCGCAGUAUCCUCUGAACUUCUACUUCCUUCAGGGGAGUGAAAGUGUGCCCUACAAGAAGGCGGUGAGCUUCCGUGCCGCGGCCUUGCUGCCACAGGAUCAUGCCCUCAUGUCCUUCUACGAGCUGUACUCUGCCAACCUCCCGCUGCUCCUGCCCUCUGCUGAGUGGAUGUACCGGUUGCUCUACAUGCGGGGGCAGCUCUCUGUUGGGGAACGCCGCUUUGGCCGCGGCAAGGCGGUGGUGCAACGGUGGUGCAACGGUGGUGCUCUGGGUGAAACGACCGUUGGUCAGAUGUCAGGUCUUCAAACACACGGACCUUUGCCGGGGAACUCCGAGCCCAGUAAAGUGGAAGAGAAUGGCUACUUUUUUUACUGCACACGCCUUAGACAUCUGUUUGUAGCAGCAUUGCAUCUAAUUACUAAUUACUCAUGCGUUCGCUGUCGGUUUCCGAAAUCUGGUCCCAUUUCUGCCUCCUCAUUAAAACAAGCAAGCAAAGGUUCAACCGUCUCCAUGAACCAAUUAGGUAUGGGAUCUGAUUUCGGAUUGCCGGGUUGGCUAACUGCCACCACCGCCGCUAGCGCUUUACAAAAACCAGCGGGGUACUCUUUCAGGAUAGCAGUCUUCCAACCACCUUCGCUGUUCCUGCCUAUGCUGACUUCCUGCGGGAGCGCUGUAGUCCUCGCACUCAAAAGAAUCUGCUCAGCAGAUUCAUCGCAGUUUGCCAGCAGAAGACUUGUGGGUUUUGCUGACCUAGCGCCAAAGUGGCCUUGAAGGACCCUUUGCUGUGAGCACCUUGGGAACACCUGAGUGGUGUACGGAUCAAGGCCGUACGCCAGAUUGCAACUUCGUCUGGCCUCUCCUCAUUCGGUGCUGGAUGCUCGACAAUGGCGGUAGCACCAUUCACAAGUGCAACGCAGAACAGUCGCAUGGUAACGCCUAAAAGCCUACUCCCAAAGCUGACCUGCACAUCUUCUUGCAAGGUCAGGCAUCGUCGACCAAAAGGCGAUUCAUUGGACCUGACAAUGCGCGGCCCUGUUUCGCCGCUGGAGAGUUGCUUUCCCCUUGCCCUGCUCCACGUUUCGCAGGGCGGUCCUACAAGGAAACCGCAAACUAUGCCUUGCUCAAUUGCUUUUUUGAAACGGUCGAAAGUGUCGGGGUUGCAUAAAUCGCCAGCUUCGGCAUGGUAUAUAAUAUCAAUAGAUAUAGCUUGCAUACCUAAGGCAUCAAGGCACAUCUGUAGAUCAUCUUGUCUUCGUCUUCCCGAGAAAAAAUGUGCGAAUAAAACGGGCCGAUAUUUUGGCAGCUUAUAGCGCACAAAGGCGAAUGCUGAGAGAAUGGCUAAAG
Molecule: messenger RNA, 2914 nt
Organism: Durusdinium trenchii
Lineage: Eukaryota; Dinophyceae; Suessiales; Symbiodiniaceae
Source: the annotation of a GenBank genome assembly